AUGGAGAAUAUCGACCGAUUCGGAUCUACAUCAACAAAUUCCGAGGUUGAAGACGGAUUAGGAUCUACUUCAACUGGAUCUACUUCAACUGGAUCGAUUAUGGAUGAUCUUACUAAUCUAGGAGGAUCUCUUUUUGACACGGAUUCUGAUUCAGAUUUAGAGCCAGAAUUAGAUAAUACCACAGUUGAAGUGUCAUACCUACCUGACUGUCCAUCCCAACUAAAGCCCUAUGUAGGACAGAUUUUUCCUAAACUUGAUGAUGCUACCGAGUUCUAUAAUAAGUAUGCACGGUAUGUUGGGUUUGACACUCGUAAACAUGGAUCAAAGAAGGAGGGGGAUCUUGUCACAUGGUUAUAUGUUGUGUGUAGUAGAGAAGGUGAGAAGAAAAAUAAAAUGCAAGGGCAGUCAAAACGAAGACGAUCUUCUAGGAAGUGUUUUUGCAAGUCUAAAAUUGGGAUUAAGUUUUCUAAGGGAAUUGGUUAUGUUGUCAAACAGUUUGAAGAAAAACAUAAUCAUGAUAUGGUUGAGGGACGCCAUAGGCGAUUCAUGAGGCUGAAUCGCAACAUUGAUCUAAUGCAUCAGAAAUUUAUAUUAGAUUGUGCAAGUGCAAACAUAGGUCCUACGUUGACUUUUAAGUUGCUGAAUGAGGUUCUUGGUGGGCUGGAUUAUGUUGGGUGUACGGUUGUAGAAGUUCGAAACUAUAGGCGCGACUUGAGAGCAUUUACUCGUGGGGCAGAUGCACAGAUGAUACUUAAUGAAAUGAGCCGAAAGAAGGAGAAUUGUCCGGCAUUCACUUAUGAUUUUGAGGUGAACUCCAAAGAUAGGCUCACUCGUCUUUUCUGGUGUGAUCCCAUUGCUAAGAAGAAUUUCCAUCUCUACGGUGAUAUAGUAUCGUUUGACACAACCUAUUCAACUAAUAGGUACUGCAUGAUAUUUGCACCGUUCACAGGAAAAGACAACCAUGGAAGACCUGUAACAUUUGGUGCAGGCUUAUUAUCUAAGGAAAAUGCCGAUUCUUUCUCAUGGUUGUUUGAACGUUUUGUCAAAUGCAUGGGUUCUGCACCAAAAUUGAUUAUUACUGAUCAGGAUUUGGGAAUGAAGGUUGCUGUGGAAAGAGUCCUUGUUGAUACAAGACAUCGAUGGUGCAUGUGGCACAUCAUGUUUAAAGUUGUGGAAAAGUUACCAAAGAGUCAACUUGGUAAUGAAGAUUUGAAAAAGGAGUUAAAUAGUUGUGUUUGGUCUGAGUUGAUAGAGCCUGAAGAAUUUGAAGAAUCCUGGAAUAAUGUAAUGGAAAAAUAUGGGCUUAAGGACAAUGAGUGGUUUACCUCUAUGUUUGACUCACGAAAAUAUUGGGUUCCUGCAUAUUUUAGGGAUUUUCCAAUGAGUUCACUGAUAAAGACCACAUCUAUAUCUGAAUCUCAGAAUAUAUUCUUCAAGAGGUACUCCAAGUCUCGAUCUAAUCUUGUUGAAUUUCUUAUGUAUUACAACAAUGCAUUGGAUGGUCAAAGGAGCAACAAUAAUAGGCUUGAAUACUUGGAUUUUAACACAAUUCCAACUUUGAAAACAAAUUCGGCUCUUGAGAAGCAUGCAUCAACAAUUUAUAGUGACAGUGGUUUCAAACUAAUUCAGAGUGAGAUUGAGGAAGCAGUCGAUAAUGUCACCAUGGUGACAGUGUCAACUGUUGGUGAGAAUGAGAUUUAUGUGUUGAAUGAUAAGUUCUCAAAGAACUGGACAGUUUCAUACUCAAUUUCUUGUGGUUCAUAUGCAUGUGGUUGUAAGAUGUUUGAGAGGCUUGGGCUCGUUUGCAGUCACAUAUUUUGGAUCUUGAGAAACAAAAAAUUGAAGUUAGUCCCUGAUGAGUUGCAUGGAGGACGCUGGUUGAAGUCUAAAUUUGUCAAGCCUGUGCAUUUUGGUUUUGAUGAUAAUAUUGAGUCAUUUAUUGCUGUGGAUGAGACGAAGCAGGAAUACAGUGAUAUGCAUGCAGAUUUUUAUGAUAUUGCACGGCUUAUAGAGGGAGAUGGUGAUAAAAUUCGUGCAUUUAGACAUAUUAUGGCUGAAGGGAAAAAAGAAGUACUUGGUGAGGGAAAUGUAUUGUCUAUAAGUGCAAAGAGACAGAUGAUUGAGAAUUUUUAUGGCUCAGAAGUCCCUAGUGAAAUAGAAGUUCAUCCACCUGAUGUUGUCAGCACCAAGGGUUCUGGUCGACGUCUUUCACGACUUGAGAAAGAAAUAAGAGAGUUGUCGAAGCCUGGAAGGAAAUGUGGCAAAUGUGGCGAGAUUGGUCAGCAUGAUUCAAGGAAUUGUGACAAGAUACAAGAGUUGAAGAAGAAGAAAAAGAGGAAACAACAAUGUUGA
This is a messenger RNA of Salvia hispanica, 2352 nucleotides long. Its product is annotated as protein FAR1-RELATED SEQUENCE 5-like. NCBI's taxonomy places the organism in Eukaryota, Viridiplantae, Streptophyta, Magnoliopsida, Lamiales, Lamiaceae. Gene Ontology annotation, molecular function: zinc ion binding. The record is from RefSeq and is a predicted model, not a curated record.